Messenger RNA from Coffea eugenioides, 549 nucleotides. RefSeq names its product protein GAST1-like. The record is from RefSeq and is a predicted model, not a curated record. The transcript is spliced from 3 exons. The coding region runs from base 19 to 312 and encodes 97 amino acids. NCBI's taxonomy places the organism in Eukaryota, Viridiplantae, Streptophyta, Magnoliopsida, Gentianales, Rubiaceae.
UGUAGUUGGUCAGUUCACAUGGCAAAAUAUCUCUUCACUUUUCUUUUCAUUUUCCUUCUCUCCUUUGCUGGGAUUAUUGCUGCAACCCAAAAGCAUGAUAAACACAGGCAUUCGGGCUUCUCUGAGGCAGAGUGUCCUGGUGCAUGCACAUAUAGAUGCUCAAAAACAGCUUACAAGAAGCCUUGCAUGUUCUUCUGUCAGAAAUGUUGCUUCAAAUGCAGAUGUGUGCCUCCCGGGACCUAUGGCAAUAAACAAGUCUGCCCUUGUUACAAUAACUGGAAGACUAAAAGAGGAGGCCCCAAAUGCCCUUGAAAUUUUCACUUUGUACCCUUUCGAUUUAUUGAAAGGUUGAAGAAUGUGGAUUACGAAUGAAGUGAUGGGGAGCAGUUGAUCAUGAUCAGAGUUGAGUUUUUUUUUCUUUUUUUUUUUUUUUUUUGCAGUUGUUAGACUUGAAUUUUUCAUCAUGAGACUGCUGGGAUUCUAAUUUCUUGCCUUUGUUUAAACUGAUUGGUGUGUUUGAAGUCAAAUAAUUUCUUACUUAGAAGAUUU